This is a messenger RNA of Epinephelus fuscoguttatus (brown-marbled grouper), 2425 nucleotides long. RefSeq names its product B-cell translocation gene 4 (gene btg4). The transcript is spliced from 4 exons. Gene Ontology annotation, cellular component: nucleus; cytoplasm. The coding region runs from base 398 to 1213 and encodes 271 amino acids. Gene Ontology annotation, biological process: negative regulation of cell population proliferation; negative regulation of mitotic cell cycle. NCBI's taxonomy places the organism in Eukaryota, Metazoa, Chordata, Actinopteri, Perciformes, Serranidae. The record is from RefSeq and is a predicted model, not a curated record.
AACCAGCUUCAGGUGUGUGAGCUUGUCUCACAGCUGAACUAUGAUUUUAUUAACCCACAGGAGCAACUGAGAAGGAAGUGACUCUUUCAGUGUGUGAUGUGUGUGAGGCUUCCACUUGAACAAGCUGCUGCUUCACACACACAGACUAAGAUAUAUUUGUUAAGUGUUUGUAUUGUUGUAAAAGCGUUAGAAAUCAAAAGCUGAGUUCUCUCUAGAGCUCCAGCAGCAAAUAUGUUUGCUUAAGUCGUCUGGCUUCCAGUUUGUCUUGUUAGUUUUAUGUUCUUCUUUGCUCUUCUAUAACAGUAGGACCAUCCUACGCAUGUUUUACGCUCUGUAGAGAUUUUAACAGUUCAGGUUUGUGUCAGGUUUGUUGAGCUCGAGGUUAGAGAGUGCAGUCAUGAAGGAGGAGAUCGCUGCUGCUGUGUUCUUCGUGGCUCGCCUGGUGAAGAGAUAUGGUUGUCUGGAUAAUGACAGCAGGGAGCGCUUUGCCGCUGCCCUCACCUCUGUUCUGUUUGAGAGCUACAAGAACCACUGGCACCUGAAUGCACCCACCAAGGGGCAGGCCUACAGGUGUCUCCGUAUGAACCGUGUGCGGCUGCAGGAUCCCGUGCUGCAGCAGGCCUGCGAGCGGAGUGCGGUGCGGUACGAGGAUCUCGGCCUUCCACACGAGCUGACGGUGUGGGUCGACCCUGGAGAGGUGUCCUGCAGAUACGGCGAACACAGCACUCCAUUCUGUGUCUCAGUGGUGGACAGCUGUCGUCGUGGCGAUGGGGAAUUUUCCCGUCGCAUCCACGAUGCUGUGGAACGGGCGAGCCACGACGUCCGAUCAGGAAGCUUCUCAGACGACGACACCGAGGAGGAGGGGUGCGGAGACAGCAGCAUGAGCAACAACAGCAUGAGUAGCAGCAACCUAUCAACUCUCUGCCCGGCUCCGAUUCCGCCCGCCAACCCUGAGCCCAAGACCAUCCCAACUGUCAGCAACCCCAACAGUGUCUACAGGUUCAGUGAGUUUUCUCCAGGCGCCCCUCAGACCUGGCUAAGGGAGAAGCGGAAGGCCUUUGCUGGGGAUCCAUUCCCACCUCAUCCUCCCCCAGUUGGAGGUCCGACCUCCCAGUUCUCCAGCCAGAAAGGCUUCAAGUCCUAUCGAGCCACAUUCACCUUCACCGGGCCUCGUGUUGACAAGUACCACUGGGUCAGCAAAUCCAGAUCCUAGAGCAACCGAGCCUUCAGCCUAGAAGCAGAAUCGGGUUACUGCUUGGGACAGCAACCAUAGACACUGUGGUUGGGGGAGAAAAAAGUUUCAAUGCAGUUUACGUAUCUUUAAGGGAUAAUUAUUAUUAAUUGCAUAUGGUUUAAAGUGUUAAUGAUUUAAAGUAAUGCUGUUUAAGCAUGUUUUUAAAUUUAUAAAUAUCAAGUAUUUUAAGCAGUUCUCCUUCUAAAUGUGUUUUUAAACUAAAAGUAAGUGUGAAUAAACAUUGAACUGUCAUUGAAAAGAAAUAAAAGCGUCUGUGUCAGCUCUGCUGGUUGUCCGAAGCUGUUUCCACGUUAUUUCAUAUUUUGGUUCAUCUUAAACAAGACAACAGGUUCUGGUUACACAAGUACUGGGCUGAAUUCGCUAUCAUGCAUGUCCUCCUCCCCAAACAAUACAGGUAGAGCUUUACAAUUUAAAUACAUUUUUAUUGGGCAAAACACGACAGCGAGAUGGGACAAAAUGAAUCAAAAUAUUGCAGCCAUAAAGAGAAACAACAGAAAAUAUGAGAGAAAUUGAGAAAUGAGAAAUUGUAACUAUGUAUGGCUAUAGCACAACUUUCUUUGGGCUUCAUUAUCUGAUGGAAAAUCUACCAGUGGCCAACUGUGGUACUGCAACUCCUAAUUCCUUGCAGCCAUAAAAGUGCCCCAGGAAUGAGUCCAAAAACCUGAAAAUGAGUGAGCAAUUUACCACCCACCGUUCCCUCUUAAAGUUAAUGGGUUUUUGGUUAGAUGCCUGAAAUGAGGUCUGUGGUUAACACAAGCUAAAGAAACUUUACGUUUUGUUCUACAGCAUAAACUCCACAUGAAUUUUAAAGCUUUUCUGUGUCUUAAAAAAGGCAGUUGCUAACAAGUGGCUAAAUGAGACUACAGAACGUCAUCAUGCCGACCAUGGCUUUACAGCUGUGCUAUGGGGGCGUUAAGACUUGCAACCAUAGUGCAGUUGAAUAGCCUAACAUUAGCUUUUUACUUCAUUGCAUUUAGGCUUCAAAAAUUUCCCCACACCUGUAAAAUGGGUGGAGCAGUUUAUAUUUAAACUCGGUGUUGAACACUCUUGACGAAGGUCCAGGAAGACUGAAACGCUAGUGUUACUAUCUACUAAACAUGAAAGUAUCAUGUUUGUUUGCCACAAAGCUUAUUUUCUGCAAUGAUCCUAAAUCCAAUGGAAAAAUCCCAC